AACAUGUCAAUGCACGCUCGUUUCAACACUUUCGGUUUAGAAACAAGGCGUUGGAGAUUAAAUGGCGCACAUUUCGGGUACGAUGUUAAACACAUUUAAUAGAGUAAGAUAGAGUAAGAUUUUUUUUGAAUCUUGGAAGCAGAGAUGGCAAACAGACUGGAAAUCAAGAGAAGCCAAAGUCCAAGGGGUGAUCGUCCCAACAUGAGUGAUCUGAGGAUUGUCCUGUUGGGGAAGAACGCAUCAGAAAACAACAGAGUGGGAAACUUAAUCUUAGAUAAAAAAGUGUUUAGAAAAAAAACACCACAACCUGAUGUAGAGGAGCACAGUGAAAGAGUGGAGGGGAGAAACAUCACCAUCAUCAACACCAUUCACCUGCUCAAAUCAAAAAUCUCACAACAAAAAAUAGCACAGAAAGUGUCAGAGUUUUCUUCUCCAGAACCUGAUGUGAUCAUACUGGUGCUGCAGCACAAUGACUUUAGUGAGAGGAAAAGAGACAGAUUACUUUCAGUGUUGAACUGCUUUGGUGAGCAGGCGAUGAAGCGCACAAUGAUUCUGACUACUGAUGAUGAGACACACAGUGCUGAAAAGAAACAUGAAAAUGAAUUCAUUCAGCAAAUAUCUACAGAAUGUGGAGGAGGACGUCUUCAACUUCAAAACACACAACGCUCUCAAAUACUUCAAAAAGUGGAUGAAAUACUCAUUCGUAGUGGUUUUAAGGAGACACAACAGAGCUCAUCACUGAAUCAAGUGGACAAACCAAGUGUAUUUAGCAUGUCUAAAAAUCAAAAGCUGAUCUUGGCAAUAUGUGGUUAUAAUGAGGAAAUAAAAGCCUCCAUGUCAAAGCUUUUACUGGGGAAAAACACAGCCAUAUCAGCUCAAGAGUCCACAUCAGUGCGUGUGUGGAGUGAUGUUGAGGUUCAUGGCCGUCUGAUCAGUCUGGUGGAGCUUCCAGCUCUCAAUCGUCUCUCAGAGGAGGAAGUGAAGCGUCAGACUCUCCACUGUGUGUCUCUCUGUGAUCCUGGAGUUCAUGUUUUCCUCCUCAUUGUUCCUGCUACUCCACUUACUAAUGAAGAAAGAGAAGGAAUAGAGAAGAUCCAGAGAAUAUUCAGCUCCGGAAAGCACUUCAUUCUGAUUUUCUUUACAUAUCUCCAUAUUGUAGAAAAAGCAACAGAUUUUGUCAAAUCUAGUCCAGAAUCUCAGAGAUUAAUCAGUUGUUGUGGAGGGCAGUACAGAGUGAUUGGGUUAAAGGAACCGGAAAGCUCAAGACAGAUCCCAGAACUGCUGGAUUAUAUAGAGAACAUGAAGACUGAACCCUAUUCACUUCAGAUGUAUGUGAAAGCUCAAGAGAACAGAGUCAGAAAUGAAUCAAAGCAGAAGCUUCAGUCAGAGGUGGGCAGAAGUUGUCCAGAUUUCAGUCGUCCCAUCAGUUGUGAUCUGAGGAUUGUUCUACUGGGGAAGAAUGUGUCUGAAAACAGUCGAGUGGGAAACUUAAUCUUAGGGGAAGAUACAUUUGAAAGUGAAGCUUCUUCAGCUGAGAGGAAGCUCCAGCAGCACAGGCAGGGAGUCGGAAGACAUUUGGAAGACCGAUAUGUGACCGUCAUCAUCAGUCCUCAGCUGCUCCAGACACAUCUGUCACUCCGUCACAUCACACAGACAGUGAGAGAGUGUGUGAAUCUGUCUGAUCCAGGACCUCAUGCGUUCAUACUCGUACUGCAGUAUAAUGACUUCACUGAGGAGGACAUGAUAAGAGUGAAAAUGAUCCUGAAAGAAUUCAGCGAAGAGGCGAUUAAACACACCAUAGUGAUUACGACUGAUCAAGAGUCAUACAGAUCAUAUGUUUAUUUGGGGAAUAGGGCAAUUUAUCAUUUAAUAAAGGAUUGUGGAGGAGCACAUCUGCAGCUUGAUGAAAGAAGACCAGAAUGGCGUUCUGAGGUAUUCGAGAUGGUUGAUAAGAAACUCAAGGAAAAUCAGGAAGACUGUCUUACAUGUGACGUAUUUCAUGAUGUUAGAGGAACUCCAAUGAAUGAAGAGCAGAACAUAUCAGAGGAAGAAAAUGACCACAGAGAAAGUGAUGAAAGUGAUGAAGUGUCAGCAAAUGUCUCUGAAAAACAGAAGCUGAACCUGGUGCUGUGUGGAAGUGAUGCAACACUUAAGGACUCUGUGUCCAAACUCUUCAGAGGAAAAAAUAUGAAACCUUUACAUGAGGGAGAUAUUAGAUCAGAGUGUGUGAAGAAAGAGAAGAUUCAUGGACGUCAGAUCAGUCUGGUGGAGCUUCCAGCUCUCAGUCGGCUCUCAGAGGAGGAAGUGAUGCGUCAGACUCUCCGCUGUUUGUCUCUCUGUGAUCCUGGAGUUCAUGUUUUCCUCCUCAUUAUUCCUGUUGGGCCUCUGACUGAUGAAGACAAAGCAGAAAUAAAGAUCAUACAGAAGAUAUUUUACUCCAGAGAGCAUUUUAUACUGCUCUUCACCACAGAGCUCACUGCUGAAGGAUUUGCAACAGAUUUUGUCAAAUCCAGCCCAGAAUUUCAGAGGUUAAUCAGUCUCUGUGGAGGGCAGUACAGAUUGAUGGGGUUAAAGGAACCUGAAAACUCAAAACAGAUCCCAGAUCUACUGGAUUAUAUAGAGAACAUGAAGACUCAAUCAUAUUCACCACAGCUGUAUGUGAAAGCUCAAGAGAACAGAGCCAGACGUGAACUGGAGGAACAACAUAAAGAAGAACUGAAGAGAAUGGAGGAUGAAAUCAAAGAGUUAAAGCAGAAGAUUCAGUCAGAAGGUGCUGAAGGUGAAGCGGAUGAUCAGGAACGUUUGAGGAUUGUGCUGAUCGGUAGGACAGGAAAUGGAAAGAGUGCAACAGGAAACACAAUUCUGGGAAGAAAUGAGUUUCAUAGCCGAUUAAACGCAGAUUCAGUGACGACUGUUUGUGAGAAGGGAGUUGGUGAAGUUGAUGGUCGAUCAGUAGCUGUUGUUGAUACUCCAGGUCUCUUUGACACGACACUGAACAAUGAUAAAGUGGUGGAAGAAAUUGUGAAAUGUGUUUCACUGUCAUCACCUGGACCUCAUGUGUUUGUCAUUGUGUUGAGUUUGGGAAGAUUCACCAAAGAAGAAACAGACACUGUAGAUCUGAUAAAGAAGAUCUUCGGUUCAAAAUCUGCUCAGUUCAGCAUCAUUCUGUUCACUAGAGGAGAUGAUCUCGAUGAUGAGUCUAUAGAAGAUUAUGUGGAGAGAAAUAGCAAUCAAGAACUGAAGAAACUGAUCAGAGAUUGUGGAAACAGAUUCCUGGCUUUCAAUAACAAAGAAAAACAAGACAAAACUCAAGUGAUUCAACUGUUAAACAUGACAGAAGAGCUGAAAAAUACUAAUGAGGGUCGAUACUUCACUAACAGCAUGUUUGAGGAGGCAGAGAUGAGCAUUAAAAAGAGAAUGGAGGAAAUAAUGAAAGAGAGAGAGAGAGAAAUACAGGCUCGAAAUGAGGCAUUAAAGGCCAAAUAUGAGAUGGAAAUGGAAGAGCUCAAAAAGAGACUUGAGGAAGAGAAAAGAAAAGCAGAAGAGGAAAGAAAACAAAGAGAGAAUGAGUUCAAUGAAAAAGAGGAAAAACUGAUAAAGAAUUUUGAAGAACAACACAAAAUAGAACAGAAGAAACGAGAGAUGGAGAAGGAGAAACGAUUAGAGGAUGAAAAAGAGCAACAAGUUGAAUACCAUAAAAAAAUUGAGGAAAUGAAGAGAGAGGUUGAAAAUCAGAGAUUACAGUAUGAAAACAAGCAAAAAGAAAGAGAAGAAGAAGAUAGAAAGAGAGAAGAGAAAUACAGACAAGAUCUAGAAAAGAUGAAAAAUGAACAACAGCAUAUUAUAGAAGACUUACGAAUGAAACAAGAAGAGGAAAUUAAAAGGAAAGAAUUAGAGGAAAGAAAGAGGACUGAACAAGAAGAGAAAGAAAGACAGGAAUGGGAGAGAAAAAUAAAAGAUGCUGUAAAUGACAGAAAAGAGACUCAAGAGGAAAUUAAACGACAGCAGAGAGAAUGGGAGGGUGAAAAGAAACGACAGAUGAAAGAACGAGAGGAAGAUGAAAGAAAGAGAAAAGAGAAACACGAGGAACAACUAAGAGAAAAACAAGAAGAAAUGGAGAAAAUGAAAAAGAGAUUUGAAAGAGAGAGAGAAGAAGAAAGACAGAAAAUAGAGGAGGAGAGACAGAAACAGAGAAGAGAGAAAGAAGAAAAAGAGAGAGAAUAUGAAGAAAAGAAAACUGAAAUGAAAAGACAUUAUGAACAACUGGAACAAGAGAGAAAAGAGGAGUGGGAGAGAAGAAAACGAGAAGAUGAAGAGAGACGAGAAGAAGAGAGAAAGAGGUGGAAGAAAAUGAUUGAAGAUCUGAAACAAGAUCAAGAAGAAGAGAUCAAGAGAAGAGAAACAGAGGAGAAGGAGAGAAAAGAAAGAGAAGAGAAAGAGCAAGAUGAAAUUAAACGGAAACAUGAAAAGGAAUUAAAAGACAUGAAGAAGAAACAUGAAGAUGAAGCCAGAAAACAAGCAGAAGAAACAAAUGAAUUAAAAGAGAGAAAAGAAGAGCUCCAACAGAAGCUGGAAGAACAUCAGAAACAACAGAAAUUACUGAAAGAACUCUUUAAACAACUGAAAGACCAGAAAGAAAAGGAAAUAAAAGAGCUGCAAGAAGAAGUUAAAAAACUCUGUCAAAGCCUACAAGACCAAAAAGAAAAAGAAAUAAAUUAUUUAAAAGAACAAGCUGAAACACUCAUUGAACAUCUGAAAGACCAGAAAGGGGAAAAAAUUGAGGCACUACAAGAAGAAGUUAAAAAACUCUGUCAAAGCCUGCAAGACAUGAAAGGAGACAAAAUAAAAGAGAUACAACAAGAAGGUGAAAAACUCAACCAACGUCUGCAAGACAAGAAAAUGGAACAUUUAAACAACCUCAUAAAAGAAGCUGAAGAAAGAGAGAAAAAAUCAGGCAACCCAUGUGUCAUUCUGUGAUUUUCACAGCAUCUAAAAUAAUUAAUGUAUUAAUCUAAACAUAACAUUUCUUACCUAUCUAUCAUUUCUGUUCAGUGGGAUGCUAUUUGAUUGAAAUUGUCUUUUUGCCUUUUAGAUUUAAAAAAGGGGGAGGAAAACUUUGUAACAGUGUUUUUUCCUCUAAAGAAUGGCACCAAACAGACCGUAUUAAUAAUACAUAUUUUGUUAAUUUUUAUAAUAUUUAAUUAUCUGCCAACGUUCUUUAAGUUUUUGUGCAUUAUGGAAAAUUGUCCCAAACUGAACUCAAAUCACCCGAAUGGUGGAAAGAAGGGAAAGUUGAGUUUAGGGCAAUGAGUUUCUAAGCUCUGGUUCAACUGUGCAACACGAGGGGUGAGCAAAAUGUAUGGCAUCAGAAAUUCAUCGACCAUCCGAUUAUCAGUUGGGAGAGGUUUAUCACCUCUUGUUUCUCCUUGUACUAUGUACAACAAACAACGCACGACAAAGCUGAAAUAUGGCCUGACUCAUAAAAAGAGUCACCCAAAUUAGAAUUUGUCUCAAAAUCAGACGAAAAUCACACAGUUUAUGCCUGGCUUAAGGCAAAGUCAGUUGUAGUUCUUGUUGUUUCUCUUUCCUUCAGUGAUUCUGCUUGUUAUCAUCAGAUGUUCAUCACUAUGCUCAAUCAUCACUCAAUCACUUAAUUAUCUAAUGAACUCAAACACUGCUUUAGUGUCAAGUUUACAGUUUUUUUCAACUGCUUACACACUUUUCAAAACUUUGCCUCUUUUUUUCAGAACUUUACACACAAAUCCAAGAAUUGCAAACACAAAUGCAAAAUGCCUCACAUCUCUUGCAAAAUGAAGCACUACAUCUCAAAAGCAAACAUUUUUCUUAUGUUGCAAACACAUUUGCCAUAAUAUUCUAUUUUUUUGAUAUAUCAUAUACACACAGUUAUUCAAAACCUAAAGCUCUUCUUUCAUGAGGUCCUAUGUACAUUUCUGUCCAAGACUGAAAGUAAUUGGCAGAGAGAUGUUAGAAAAUGCAUGGUAAACGUGAAAGUAAGAUUAAACCAAACUAAGCAUUUGUGGUUGUGAAUACAGUAUUACCCAGUAUGAAAGAGAAAAGAAAUACAUCAACCAUGUGUAGUUGGACAGAAACAAUGGCUGUGUUUAAAAAAGGAAAUCAAGAUACCUCCUGUUAGAUUUUUGUCUGUUACAUAGAGAAUUGUGUGUUGUGUUUUGCAAAAAGUGUUUUAUGAAAUUGAAAACUGAGUUGAAGUCUGAGAAUUAGUGUGUGGCUUUGCAGAUUUGAUGUGUGGUUCUGGUGUUUGAGUGUCAGGUUUCAGAAAUUGUGUGACAGGUAAGGAUUUUGUGUGUAAGCAGUUGAAAAACACUGUAACACCUUGCUGGGGGUUCACAUAUAAACACCUAGUGGUGUUAGGUGAUUUUGAUGUGUAACAUUCAUUCAUUAUAAUGGGAUUUUGGCAAUAUUGUGAUUACACUUUACCUCAUGGAAAUGCAAUACUUUGUUUGAUCAAACAAAUGCAAUUAAGCACAUAAUUGUAGUAAGCGUCACAUUAAACUAGGUGGUGUAUGCCGAUUUUAAUCACAGUAGGUAGGCAUGUAAACACCUUAAUCGCAUUAUUACCACUCUGACCAAAGUGCACAUGUGCUCGGAUGUACACGGAUGCCUUUAUGAAUGAACUCCGUGACAUUAUUCUGAAGUUUUCUCUUCACCAAAUCACUAAACUCUGUCAACACAACUCGCUGCGCAGUCUCUGCUCUGUAUCUUCAUCCAGACGGUGUAAAGACUGUGACGCAAGCAUAGACAAACCUGGCAUUGUGAUGUUCAUCAUGGCGUGGUACGUCCAAUAUUACAAAUGUAUUUCAAAUUUGAUGUAAGUAGAUUAAAACAAUGGAAGGUAACAUGCAUAUUGUUAGUGUGGUAUAACCACUUAUUUGUAAAUAAUCAGAGUAAUGAAAAUUGAAAUGAAAAUACUCUGAUUAUGAGAAAUAAUUGCAUUAUUGGUGCACAUGUAAACGUAUUGAACAAAUGUUCUAUUAAUUUUACUGUUUUACUCUUGCGGAAGGUGAACUGCACCAGAGAUUAAUCUUGACGACACUCGCAAGGAAAUAGAAAAGUACAUAAUCAAACUCUUACAACAUUUAAACUUCAUUAGAAAUACAUACUGAGUUACUAAACAAUCUUUGUCAGAGAAUACACUUGUUUGUUUACAGUUUGAACGUGCUCGUUUCCAUUUGUUUAAUUUCAAGAUCUGAUGUGAAUUAUCCAUUGUUGCUUUUGGUAUGGCUACAAAAUGAUAUUAAAAAAUGUUACACGCUUUUAACAUUAAAUAAAGCACAUACACAUUACCUGAUAUUAUCAUUGCCAUACUUUGUGUUGUUGUUCCAGCCGCAACGUUGCAGAAAAAUAGAAACUGUUUCUAAAAUACAAUCUCUGCAUGUUGCCAUUGCAAAUCCAUAUAUCAUUUGUUUUUUUAUUUAAUAUUGAAAGUAGAAACAUUAAAAAAAAAAAAGCAAUUGAAAACAACAACAACAACAAAAAAAAACAGCUAACGGGGAACAUUCUCAUAACUUUGGCUAACAUUCUGUCAAGGUUCUCUUAAAGUUAUGAACAAACAUCCUUCCAGUAAUGUUAAUAGAACAUUUGUUCAAUGUUAUCUGGUCUUUAAUAAUGGUCUCAAAAGAUUGGGAAAAAAAAAAAAAAAACAUUCUUCAAAUGUCCUUUAAAUAUUAAGGAUAACUAACUUUUUGGCUUAAAAAGGGUUUAAUGUUGGAUGAUACACAACAAAAUCCCCUGUGUUUCAUUAACACCGCUCAGUGUUCUCAUGUGUCAUACACAACAGAGUUAAAUGUAACACUUAAGCAGUGCUGGAGCUUAUUAAAUAAUUAAGUGACGGCACACUGAAGGAAAGAGGAACAAAGAUUUGAAGUCACCAUUGUGUUGAUCAGUGUUUCAUGUAGUUGGGCACUUGACUCUUGAUUGUUUUGUUAAUUUGUUCUGGCUGUUUUAUUAGUGUUCAGAAAACAUGUUCACUGCAUCAGAAGAAGCCAUUACAGAAUAACAUAAGGUGAUAUUAACUGUUAAUUAAUGUCAUUGUGACGUGAUUUGAUUCACUGAUUGGAAGUCUGUUUUGUCAUUAAUUAAUUUGUAUAUUGUGCUUCUGAACGUGAUACUCCUGACAAUCAGAUAUACUGAAAAAUCAUAAAACCAUUUUGUGAGCAUGAAGUUAUUAACUUCAGUGCCAUUUAGACACUCACAGACAUCAACAAUCAGCAUAUAAAACUAAACAAUGGUGACAUGCUUCAUUUGUAUACAGAAUGUGCUGUUCCUAGUUCAUAAUGUUCCUAAAAUUAUACCAAUUGUUAUUAUAUAUGCAUAUGUACUUAACCAUGUUAAAGGAGCUUGUCUCUCAAGCCUUUUUACUUCUAUAUGUAUGUAAAGGAAAGACUCUUAAAAUGUGGUGUCACAUUAAAUUUUAUUAAGUAACUUAGGGUAGAAAGCAUUUAUGUAUUAGAUUAAAAUUGCUUAUAAAAAAUGUAAUGCUGUACAUAAGGCAGAUGAAAAGGAGGAAGCAGAGAAGAAAAGCCAAGAGGAGAGCUAACAGGAGAAAAUGUAGGCUACGUCAGAAACACCUUAAAUGGAUUGUGGAAGCCUUGCGGUUUUAAAACUGAUGACAGUAGAAGAGAAUCUAACCUCGGUAGUGGACUGCUUGAGUUUAAAAGACUGAUGAGAUGACUGCCCAUUUAGAUACUGACUGUGCAGUAACUCUCAAUGCGAGAAAGCUGAUUAUACCUUUGAUUGAAACUUUUCUUUAUUUUAUAACUUUGCUAUUAACUUUUGUUUGCCAUUAUUUCUUGAAAAUUGCUACUAAUAAAGAUAACUUCAUAAUAAA
Molecule: messenger RNA, 8869 nt
Organism: Ctenopharyngodon idella (grass carp)
Lineage: Eukaryota; Metazoa; Chordata; Actinopteri; Cypriniformes; Xenocyprididae
Product: GTPase IMAP family member 8-like
Exons: 8
Coding region: 145-4977 (1610 amino acids)
Molecular function (GO): GTP binding
Source: RefSeq, a predicted model, not a curated record